Molecule: messenger RNA, 597 nt
Organism: Wyeomyia smithii (pitcher-plant mosquito)
Lineage: Eukaryota; Metazoa; Arthropoda; Insecta; Diptera; Culicidae
Exons: 2
Coding region: 1-465 (154 amino acids)
Source: RefSeq, a predicted model, not a curated record
AUGUGGAACCCAACGGUCGUUCAGUUUCUGGUGAGUGUCGCAAUAUUUUUUGGCCCACUCUCAGGUUACAGAGUUGAACUAGAGUUACAAAUUUUCGAACAGCAUUAUGGUCAUGAAGUAGUUAACAGUAGUGGUCUGCGAGUGAGAAAGUUUAACCGUACCACACCAGUUCUGAACGGCACAUUCACAAUAUUAAAAAACUUGACAAACAAUUAUAAGUGCAGCAUCAGCAUUGCUUACAGCCGGCUUGGUAAUAAUCAGUUCAACGAUUACCCGAUAACCUGGAACGAACAACCCUUCUGCGAUAUGAUGAAGGGCUCGUACCGUGAUUACCAGUAUCUUUUUUUGAACCAUUCCAAUUUGCCUCAGGUACCGGAAACCGGAUUGUGUCCCUUUCCGGCAGGCACAUAUUGGUUCAAGAAUGCCGUUUUUACUUCGAACUUUGUGCCGAAGUUCCUCCCGUAAGGCUACUGGAGGAUGACAAACGUGUUCAGUGGCGCAGGAAAUGCAAGCGCUAGUAUUUACGCUCGUAUCAGACAUUCACUAAUUUGAGCAGAAAUCAAUGCGAGGAAUAGCCCAAUCUGAGUUUAGGUUAUU